AUGUCGUCGACGAAGAGGAACAACGCUCAGCUCGACAGGUCUUACAAGAGGGCCCGGGGGAUCAAGGACGACCGCAGGGGGCCAAAGGUGGACCCCAACACCAUCCUCCGCAUCGCGUUCAUCGCGAUGGGCCUGAAAGCGCUCAACGAGCACGUGAAGCGUACGCACGGCAUCAACGCGUUCGCGCACGGGAAGCGUCUGGCGGUGGACGCGAUACGGGAUGUGCGCUCUGCGUUUUCCAGGAUGCUGGCGCCGAAGUCUGGCGGCGGGAGGGGCGACCGGGGACGGCCCAACUCACGGAGCUUCAAGGGCAAAGGGAAGAGGCUGGGGAAGCGCUGA
Molecule: messenger RNA, 339 nt
Organism: Micromonas commoda
Lineage: Eukaryota; Viridiplantae; Chlorophyta; Mamiellophyceae; Mamiellales; Mamiellaceae
Exons: 1
Coding region: 1-339 (112 amino acids)
Source: RefSeq, a predicted model, not a curated record